Durotheca rogersii is the source of this 3949-nucleotide messenger RNA. Its product is annotated as isoleucyl-tRNA synthetase. Gene Ontology annotation, biological process: isoleucyl-tRNA aminoacylation. Gene Ontology annotation, molecular function: tRNA binding; aminoacyl-tRNA deacylase activity; ATP binding. The transcript has 4 exons. The record is from RefSeq and is a predicted model, not a curated record. Bases 153 to 3386 code for a protein of 1077 amino acids. NCBI's taxonomy places the organism in Eukaryota, Fungi, Ascomycota, Sordariomycetes, Xylariales, Xylariaceae.
GUAAGUUGACUCACGCGAAAUUUUUGGCGGGGUGAUAAGAGGGCGGUACGACAACCUCCUUCUACUCCCACUUUAGCUCGAGUCGCCUACGAAAUCGUCAUAGCCUCGCCCGCCAGACUCCAAGUGCAGCAGGGCCGUGGUUAUUCGCCAAGAUGAGCAUUAACUUCCCCCAGGCAGAGGAAGAUGUUGUGCGCUUCUGGAGAGAGGUUGAUGCCUUUCAGACCCAACUGAGGCUCACCGAGGGACGCCAGCGCUUCACUUUCUACGAUGGCCCCCCUUUCGCGACUGGCCUGCCUCACUACGGCCAUCUUCUGACUUCCACGAUUAAGGACAUCAUACCCCGAUACUGGUCGAUGAAAGGGUACCAUGUUGUCCGUCGCUUCGGCUGGGACACACACGGGCUCCCGAUCGAAUACGAGAUCGACAAGACCCUCGGUGUGUCUGGCCGAGAUGCUGUGAUGAAGAUGGGCAUCGAAAAGUACAAUGCGGAAUGUAGAGCUAUCGUCAUGAGAUAUGCGACGGAAUGGAGGCAGACCAUCGAACGUCUCGGCCGCUGGAUAGAUUUCGACAACGAUUAUAAAUCCAUGGAUGUCACGUUCAUGGAAUCUUGUUGGUGGGGCUUCAAGCAGCUCUUCGAUAAGGACCAGGUGUACCGUGCCUACCAGAUCAUGCCCUUUUCGACGGCCCUCUGCACCCCGCUGAGCCACAUGGAGUCGAAGCAAAACGAGAAGACGACGCAGGACCCGGCAGUGUUGGUCGCUUUCCCAGUGCAGGGCAGAGAUGUGUCUUUGAUCAUCUACACGACGACGCCAUGGACCCUGCCAUCCAACCUCUUGAUCGCUGCUCACCCCAAUCUCGAGUACGUCGAGAUUCUAGAUGAAGAGUCGGGCAAGAAAUACGUCCUACUCGAGAGCGGCCUUUCCAUGCUGUACAAAGACAAGAAGAAGGCAAAAUAUAAGAUCGUCAGCAAGAUCCGAGGCAAGGACAUGAUCGGUUGGAAAUACGAGCCGUUGUUCCGCUACUUUGUCGACCAAUUUUCCGACUGUUUCCAAGUCAUCGGCGCGGAUUAUGUCGAAGCUGACGAAGGUACCGGCCUUGUGCACCAGGCCCCCGCAUUCGGCCAGGAAGAUUACGAUGCUGCGGUUGCUGCCGGCUUUAUACACCCGAAGCGGUUGCCGCCGUGCCCGGUCGAUGAGAAGGGGCUCUUUACGGCAGAGGUGGCCGAUUACGCCGGCCAGUAUGUGAAAUCCGCUGACAAGGCUAUAAUCCGGGACCUGAAAGAAACUGGUCGUUUGUUAGUUGCCACCCAGGUCUCCCACGUAGACAAGUUCUGCUGGCGGUCGGACACGCAGCUUAUCAGACGGGCUGUUUCUUCUUGGUUCAUAAAAGUUACCAAUUCUAUACCAGAUAUGCUCGCGAAUCUCGAAUCGACUACCUGGGUUCCCUCCUUUGUAAAAGAAAAACGAUUCGCUAACUGGAUCGCGAACGCGCAUGACUGGAACAUUGCCCGAAAUCGGUACUGGGGCACGCCGCUCCCGUUGUGGGUCAGCGAGGACUACGAAGAAGUUGUCUGCGUGGGGAGCAUUGCAGAGCUUAAGGAACUUAGUGGCUUUACGGGAGAAUUGGACGAUAUACAUCGAGACAAGAUCGACAAUAUAACGAUCCCCUCCAAGAAAGGCAAGGGGCAGCUGCGACGUGUCGAGGAGGUCUUCGACUGCUGGUUUGAGUCGGGAAGCAUGCCGUACGCUUCUAACCAUUUUCCUUUUGAGAACGCCGAAGAGUUCCACCGUGGAAAAUUCCCCGCUGAUUUCAUCGCCGAGGGGCUUGACCAAACGCGUGGUUGGUUUUACACGCUGACCGUUCUGGGAAAUAAGCUAUUUGACGUCUCGCCGUUCCGUGCAGUUAUUGUGAAUGGCUUGGUUCUAGCGGAAGACGGGAAGAAGAUGUCCAAAAGCCUCAAGAAUUAUCCGGAUCCGAAGGCCGUCAUCGAUAAGUAUGGCUCCGAUGCUCUACGACUUUACCUCAUCAACUCCCCCGUUGUUCGUGGCGAGCCUUUGCGUUUUAAGGAAGCAGGGGUUAAGGAAGUGGUAGCCAAAGUGCUUCUUCCUUUGUGGAACAGCUACCGCUUCUUUUACGAACAGGCGGCCCUCUUCAAGAAGACCACCGGCAGUGAUUUCGUUGCCCGCCUGCCAGAGACGACUAAUGUCAUGGAUCGGUGGAUUCUCGCGGACUGCCAGAGUAUGCUGCAGUUUAUCGACCAAGAGAUGGCGGGUUACCGGCUGUACACUGUCGUACCGCGCCUGCUGCUGGUGAUUGAUAAUUUGACGAAUUGGUAUAUUCGGUUCAACCGCAAGAGGCUGAAGGGAGCUGCUGGCCUGGAUUCCCGAGACACCAAAGCAGCCUUAGAUACGCUAUACCAAGUGCUCUUUACGCUAGUCCGCGCGUUGGCACCCUUCACGCCGUUCAUCACAGAGCACAUCUAUCAUCUCCUACAGCCCUACCUAAGCGAUGAUGUUCUCUCCGAGUUCGAGGACGCGCGAAGUGUCCACUUCCUCGCGUUCCCGACGGUGCAGGAGUCCCUCUUCGACGAAGUGAUUCAGAGAAAAGUGUCUGCCAUGCAGAAGGUCAUCCAACUUGGGAGGACGGCUCGAGAGCGCCAGACCAUCCCGUUGAAAACGCCACUUCUCACCCUCGUAGUCAUCGCCGACGCGCAGCACCUCGCGGAUAUCGAGGAGCUGCAGACGUACGUGAAAGAGGAGCUGAAUAUUCGAGAGAUUGUCCUCACAAAUGACGAAGAACGAUACGGCAUCCACCUCGAAGCCCGAGUCGACUGGCCGAACCUAGGCAAGAAGCUGAAGCGGGAUGCCCAAGUCGUCCGUAAGGCUCUGCCGGAUCUAACGCAGGAGGAGCUCAGGCAGUACCUGAAGGACGAAAAGAUAACCAUAAAGGGGAUCGAGCUAGAGGGGAGCGAUCUGACUAUCGUGCGGGUCUUGGCCAAGGACAAUCCCAACGUGGUGGGAAACGACGGAGUUCAGUACGAGCCAUCCUUCUCGGAGGACAUGAUCGUUCUUCUGGACACGGCAGCGCACCCGGAGCUGGUGGAUGACGGGAUCGCCCGCGAUGUUAUCACCCGCGUCCAGAAAAUGCGCAAGACAGCUGGCCUGGUCCCAACUGACGACAUUCGCAUGCAAUAUCACGUCGUUUCGAACCCCGACGGUGUCUCGUUUGAGACGUUGGUGUCUACUCGGCAAUCUCAAUUCGAGAGUACUGUGCGCGGGCCGCUGGAACCGUUUUCGGCGGCGGGCGAGACGACAGAAGUCGUUAUACUACAAGAAGAACACGUCGUUAGCAACUUGACGGUACUGCUAAGAUUAUGUCGAGUUUGAUGGGGUUUCCAGGACGUGGCAUGACGGGGGUCAUGAAAAAAAAAAGAGAAAAAAAAAAAAGAAGGCUAGGUCCCUUGAGGGUUGGAUCUAUAGUCAAGACGCUAGAGCUAAAUGCGACGAAUAAAUCACCAACACCGUGAAUUCUGACCGUGGUUUCCGAAGGGACAGAUUAGCUGAUAGGUACACGCAGCAGAGCAGAAGCUUAGCUAAGAAGGACGUUUGCCGCAUCUGCAGGGCUUAUCUGCGUUACGGGACGACUUCCGUGGUAUGGAACUUGGGUGAGAGGUAUCUAGAUACCUAGGUGGGUACGUUGGGUACCUACUUGGAGGUAUUGUAGCUUAGGAGGUGCAUGUACCUUAUUGUAGCGGGACUUACAUACAAGAGGUACCUAGGUACGCAUGUACAAUACCGAGGUACUUCGAGGUGGAUACUAUAAGGUGGGUGCAGUAAGGGGGUGAUCGGCCAGUGGCUGCCUCUUUCUGGUGGGAGUCAAUGCUGUCUCAGCACGGGGCGCUCGCCCUAGAGCCGCUUGGGAAUCGCAAUAGGAGAGCGUGUAAGAGCGA